CGGCGGCGGCGGCGGCGGCGGCGGCAGCGGUGGCGGCGGCGGCGGCGGCGGCGGCGGCGCGGGGGUUGAGCCGUGGUAGUGCGGACGCGCUCGUGCUCGGGAACUAUCGGAUUAAACUUGAAUCGAGUGAAAUUACACAAAGGAGCGCCGCUGAGGAGGCGGCCCGGGGACCCGGAGACCCUGAAACUCGCCAGAGCCCCGUUCGCCCCCGGCCAACUCCGCGCCCGUGGAUUAGACCCCUGGCCGCGGCCGCCGAGCCAACUCCGGAGCCCGUUUUGCGUUUUGUUUUCCCCUCGGCACAGGACAGCGGAGGAGCCCUACCGACCGACCCGGAAACUUUAUUAUUUUGCAUUGUUUCUUAAAAAGAGCCCUUUGAUAUUCAAAGAUGAUGGAUGAUGUUAAAGUAUAAAAGAAAUUGGGAGACCUAUAUCCAGACUUUGCCUGACACUGCAGGGUCCAAGAGAAUUAAAGAAAUACGGAAUGACAUGAAGAAGAUUAGUUAAGGAUUAUAGGCUUUGAGGACAGACACCUCGGUGAGGUGAAGCCCAGACAAGCUCCUGAGCUGUAGUGUGGAGGAGCCGUGUGUUGGAAGAAGAUGGCGGAUCCGGGAAUGAUGAGUCUUUUUGGCGAGGAUGGGAAUAUUUUCAGUGAAGGACUCGAAGGCCUUGGUGAAUGUGGUUACCCUGAAAAUCCCGUGAACCCCAUGGGUCAGCAAAUGCCGAUAGACCAAGGCUUUGCCUCCUUGCAGCCAUCCCUUCAUCAUCCCUCCACGAAUCAGAAUCAGACAAAGUUGACCCAUUUCGAUCACUAUAAUCAGUAUGAACAACAAAAGAUGCAUCUGAUGGAUCAGCCAAACAGGAUGAUGAGCAGCACCCCUGGGAACGGGCUCGCGUCUCCUCACUCGCAGUAUCACGCCCCUCCCGUUCCUCAGGUCCCCCAUGGCGGCAGUGGUGGCGGUCAGAUGGGAGUCUACCCUGGCCUGCAGAAUGAGAGGCACGGGCAGUCUUUCGUGGACAGCGGCUCCAUGUGGGGCCCCCGGGCUGUGCAGGUGCCGGACCAGAUACGGGCGCCCUACCAGCAGCAGCCCCAGCCGCCCCAGCCCGCCUCGUCGGGGCCCCCCGCACAGGGCCACCCUCAGCACCUGCAGCAGAUGGGCAGCUACAUGGCCCGUGGGGAUUUUUCCAUGCAGCAGCACGGUCAGCCACAGCAGAGGAUGAGCCAGUUUCCCCAAGGCCAGGAGGGCCUCAGUCAGGGCGGUCCUUUCAUUGCCACGUCGGGCCCCGGCCACCUGUCCCACGUGCCCCCGCAGAGCCCCAGCAUGGCGCCUUCCUUGCGUCACUCAGUGCAGCAGUUCCACCAUCACCCCCCUACUGCUCUCCACGGAGAAUCCGUUGCCCACAGUCCCAGAUUCUCCCCUAAUCCUCCUCAGCAAGGGGCUGUGAGGCCACAGACCCUUACCUUUAGUUCUCGGAGCCAGACAGUCCCCUCACCUACUAUAAACAACUCAGGGCAGUAUUCUCGAUAUCCUUACAGUAACCUAAAUCAGGGAUUAGUUAACAAUACAGGGAUGAAUCAAAAUUUAGGCCUUACAAAUAAUACUCCAAUGAAUCAGUCCGUACCAAGAUACCCCAAUGCUGUAGGAUUCCCAUCAAACAGUGGUCAAGGACUAAUGCACCAGCAGCCCAUCCACCCCAGCGGCUCACUUAACCAAAUGAACACGCAAACUAUGCAUCCUUCACAGCCUCAGGGAACUUACGCCUCUCCACCUCCCAUGUCACCCAUGAAAGCGAUGAGUAAUCCGGCAGGUACUCCUCCUCCGCAGGUCAGGCCCGGAAGUGCUGGGAUACCGAUGGAAGUUGGCAGUUAUCCAAAUAUGCCCCACCCUCAGCCGCCACACCAGCCCCCCGGUGCCAUGGGAAUCGGACAGAGGAAUAUGGGCCCCAGGAACCUGCAGCCGUCUCGUCCAUUUAUGGGCAUGUCCUCAGCACCGAGGGAGUUGGCCGGGCACAUGAGACCGAACGGUUGUCCCGGUGUUGGCCUUGCAGAUCCCCAAGCGAUCCAGGAACGGCUGCUACCUGGCCAACAGCAUCCUGGGCAGCAGCCGUCUUUCCAGCAGUUGCCAACCUGCCCUCCGAUGCAGCCCCACCCGGGCUUGCACCACCAGUCUUCACCCCCACACCCACAUCACCAGCCUUGGGCACAGCUCCACCCAUCACCCCAGAACACCCCGCAGAAAGUGCCUGUGCCUCAGCAUUCUCCGUCGGAGCCCUUUCUAGAGAAACCAGUGCCGGAUAUGACUCAGGUUAGUGGACCGAAUGCUCAGCUAGUGAAGAGUGAUGAUUACCUGCCGUCCGUAGAGCAGCAGCCACAGCAGAAGAAGAAGAAGAAGAAAAACAACCACAUUGUUGCCGAGGAGCCCAGUAAAAGUUUUGGUAAAGAUGACUUCCCUGGUGGGGUUGAUAGCCAAGAACUAAAUAGGAACUCACUAGAUGGGUCCCAAGAAGAGAAAAAGAAAAAGAAAAGGCCGAAGGUAAAAAAAGAUCCGAAGGAACCGAAAGAACCCAAGGAGAAAAAAGAGCCCAAGGAACCCAAGACCCCGAAAGCCCCUAAGAUUCCCAAAGAGCCAAAGGAAAAGAAAGCAAAAACUGCCACGCCAAAACCCAAAUCCAGCAAAAAGUCAAGUAAUAAGAAACCUGAUUCAGAAGCAAGUGCUUUGAAGAAAAAGGUCAACAAGGGAAAAACAGAAGGUUCUGAAAAUUCAGACUUAGACAAAACGCCCCCACCAUCUCCUCCUGAAGAAGAUGAGGACCCAGGUGUUCAGAAGAGACGUUCCAGCAGGCAGGUGAAGAGAAAGCGAUACACGGAAGAUUUGGAGUUCAAGAUUUCCGAUGAGGAGGCAGAUGAUGCAGACGCUGCUGGGAGAGACUCCCCCUCCAACACCUCGCAGUCGGAGCAGCAGGAAUCUGUUGAUGCAGAAGGUCCAGUGGUAGAAAAAAUCAUGAGCAGUCGUUCAGUAAAAAAACAGAAGGACUCUGGAGAGGAGGUAGAAGUUGAGGAAUUCUAUGUGAAAUACAAAAACUUCUCUUAUCUUCAUUGUCAAUGGGCAUCUGUAGAAGAUCUGGAAAAAGAUAAGAGAAUUCAGCAAAAGAUCAAACGAUUUAAGGCAAAGCAGGGCCAGAACAAAUUCCUUUCAGAGAUUGAAGAUGAGCUUUUUAAUCCAGAUUAUGUGGAGGUUGACCGGAUAAUGGACUUUGCACGUAGCACAGAUGAGCGGGGAGAGCCGGUGACUCACUACCUGGUGAAGUGGUGCUCCCUGCCAUACGAAGACAGCACUUGGGAGCUAAGGCAGGACAUAGAUCAAGCGAAGAUCGAAGAGUUUGAGAAACUAAUGUCCAGGGAGCCAGAAACAGAGCGUGUGGAGCGACCUCCUGCUGAUGAUUGGAAGAAAUCGGAGAGUUCCAGGGAGUACAAAAACAAUAACAAACUCAGGGAAUACCAGUUGGAGGGAGUAAACUGGCUACUUUUCAAUUGGUACAACAUGCGAAACUGCAUUUUAGCAGAUGAAAUGGGUUUGGGAAAAACUAUCCAGUCCAUUACAUUUCUCUAUGAGAUAUAUUUGAAAGGAAUCCAUGGCCCUUUUUUAGUAAUUGCCCCAUUGUCCACAAUCCCCAACUGGGAAAGGGAGUUCCGUACCUGGACAGAGUUGAACGUGGUUGUGUAUCAUGGGAGUCAAGCUAGUCGUCGGACCAUUCAGUUGUAUGAAAUGUACUUCAAAGAUCCCCAGGGUCGAGUGAUAAAGGGGUCCUAUAAGUUUCAUGCCAUCAUCACUACAUUUGAGAUGAUUUUGACGGAUUGUCCUGAGCUGCGGAAUAUUCCAUGGCGCUGUGUAGUCAUUGAUGAAGCCCACAGGCUGAAGAAUAGGAACUGCAAGCUGCUGGAGGGGCUGAAGAUGAUGGACUUGGAACACAAAGUGCUGCUGACGGGGACACCGCUCCAGAACACUGUGGAAGAGCUCUUCAGCUUGCUGCAUUUCUUGGAACCGAGUCGCUUCCCUUCAGAAACCACCUUUAUGCAAGAAUUUGGUGAUCUGAAAACAGAAGAACAGGUGCAAAAACUCCAGGCUAUUCUAAAGCCAAUGAUGUUGCGACGUCUCAAGGAGGAUGUGGAAAAGAACUUGGCCCCCAAAGAAGAAACUAUAAUUGAAGUUGAGCUAACAAACAUUCAGAAGAAAUAUUACCGAGCCAUCCUUGAGAAGAAUUUCACGUUUCUCUCCAAAGGUGGUGGUCAAGCUAACGUCCCUAACCUUUUAAACACUAUGAUGGAGCUACGGAAGUGCUGCAAUCAUCCGUACCUUAUUAACGGUGCUGAAGAGAAAAUUUUGGAAGAGUUUAAAGAAACACACAAUGCCGACUCUCCAGAUUUUCAGCUCCAGGCGAUGAUCCAGGCUGCUGGCAAGCUGGUGCUGAUUGACAAGCUGCUGCCAAAGCUGAAGGCUGGCGGCCACAGGGUGCUCAUCUUUUCCCAGAUGGUGCGCUGCUUGGACAUCCUGGAGGACUACCUCAUUCAGAGACGGUACCCGUAUGAGAGGAUCGACGGCAGAGUGAGAGGAAAUCUCCGCCAAGCAGCUAUCGACCGGUUCUCCAAACCUGACUCUGAUCGGUUCGUUUUCCUCCUGUGCACAAGGGCAGGAGGCUUAGGCAUUAAUCUUACUGCUGCUGAUACCUGCAUCAUCUUCGAUUCCGACUGGAAUCCCCAGAAUGAUCUCCAGGCUCAGGCUAGAUGUCAUAGGAUAGGACAGAGCAAAUCUGUGAAAAUCUACAGGCUGAUUACGAGGAAUUCUUACGAGAGGGAAAUGUUCGACAAGGCGAGUCUGAAGCUCGGCCUGGAUAAAGCUGUGCUGCAGUCCAUGAGUGGGAGAGAGAGCGCCGCCAACGGGGUACAGCAACUUUCCAAGAAAGAAAUAGAGGAUCUGCUCCGAAAAGGGGCCUAUGGUGCCCUCAUGGAUGAGGAGGAUGAAGGGUCUAAGUUCUGCGAAGAAGAUAUUGAUCAGAUUCUCCUGCGCCGCACCCACACUAUCACCAUUGAGUCUGAAGGGAAAGGUUCCACAUUUGCUAAGGCCAGUUUUGUUGCAUCUGGAAAUAGGACAGAUAUUUCCUUGGAUGAUCCAAAUUUCUGGCAAAAGUGGGCUAAGAAGGCUGAAUUGGAUAUUGAUGCCUUAAAUGGGAGGAACAACCUGGUUAUUGACACUCCGAGAGUGAGGAAGCAAACCAGGCUGUACAGUGCAGUGAAAGAAGACGAGCUGAUGGAAUUCUCAGACUUGGAAAGUGAUUCCGAAGAGAAGCCUUGCACAAAGCCGCGGCGGCCUCAGGACAGGUCGCAGGGCUAUGCACGGAGCGAGUGCUUUAGAGUUGAGAAGAAUCUGCUUGUCUACGGCUGGGGACGGUGGACAGAUAUCCUCUCCCAUGGCCGCUACAAGCGCCAGCUCACCGAGCAGGACGUAGAGACCAUCUGCAGAACCAUCCUCGUGUACUGUCUCAAUCAUUACAAGGGGGAUGAGAAUAUCAAAAGCUUCAUCUGGGACUUGAUCACACCCACAGCGGACGGCCAGACGCGAGCCUUGGUCAAUCACUCUGGUUUAUCCGCCCCAGUGCCAAGGGGCAGGAAAGGGAAGAAGGUGAAAGCCCAGAGCACACAUCCCGUGGUGCAGGAUGCCGACUGGCUGGCGGGCUGCAACCCAGACGCCUUGUUCCAGGAGGACAGCUACAAGAAGCACCUGAAGCAUCACUGUAACAAGGUCCUGCUGCGUGUCCGCAUGCUGUACUACCUAAGACAAGAAGUUAUAGGAGACCAGGCGGAUAAGAUUCUAGAGGGUGCUGACUCAAGUGAAGCUGAUGUGUGGAUCCCUGAGCCCUUCCAUGCUGAAGUCCCCACAGACUGGUGGGAUAAGGAAGCAGAUAAGUCCCUCCUCAUUGGAGUGUUCAAACACGGCUACGAGAAGUACAACUCCAUGCGAGCUGACCCCGCGCUGUGCUUCCUGGAACGAGUUGGUAUGCCCGAUGCCAAGGCCAUAGCUGCCGAGCAAAGAGGAACAGACAUGCUAGCAGAUGGCGGUGACGGGGGGGAAUUUGAUAGAGAAGAUGAGGACCCAGAAUAUAAACCAACCAGGACGCCAUUCAAGGAUGAAAUAGAUGAAUUUGCAAAUUCUCCUCCAGAAGAUAAAGAGGAAUCCAUGGAAAUUCGCACCACAGGCAAGCCCAGCGAGAGUACUGCUGAGUUAGGCCAACUCUACUGGCCCAGCACCUCAACCCUGACUACCCGUCUGCGCCGGCUCAUUACUGCCUAUCAGCGCAGCUAUAAAAGGCAACAAAUGAGGCAGGAGGCUCUAAUGAAGACUGACCGGCGGAGGCGACGGCCCCGGGAGGAAGUGAGAGCACUAGAAGCGGAAAGGGAAGCUAUAAUAUCUGAGAAACGACAAAAGUGGACGAGAAGAGAAGAGGCUGAUUUUUACCGCGUGGUAUCUACUUUUGGAGUUAUUUUUGACCCCAUGAAACAGCAGUUUGACUGGAACCAGUUCCGAGCCUUUGCCAGACUUGACAAAAAGUCUGAUGAGAGUUUGGAGAAAUACUUCAGUUGUUUUGUGGCCAUGUGUAGGCGAGUGUGUCGAAUGCCCGCCAAGCCAGACGAUGAACCCCCUGACCUCUCCUCCAUGAUCGAGCCAAUCACAGAAGAGCGCGCCUCCCGAACUCUCUACCGCAUCGAGCUGCUGCGGAAGAUCCGCGAGCAGGUUCUUCACCACCCUCAGCUGGGGGAGAGGCUGAAGCUCUGCCAGCCGAGUUUGGAUUUGCCGGAGUGGUGGGAAUGUGGGAGGCAUGACCGAGACUUGCUGGUUGGUGCUGCUAAGCAUGGGGUCAGUCGGACGGAUUAUCACAUCCUCAAUGACCCUGAGUUAUCUUUCUUGGAUGCGCACAAAAACUUUGCUCAGAACAGAGGGGCAGGAAGCAUGUCCUCCCUGACCCCACUGGCCAUCGGAUUUGGCCAGACUUCUGCCGUCCUCUCAUCUGCUCACGUUCAGGAAGAGAAGGUGACAGGACAGAGUGAAGGCAAAGUGGAGGAGUCUGGAAGCGCAGCUGCCCAAGAGAAAGCCGAGGGGAAGGAGGAGGAGGAAGAGACCGACGGCGGGGAGAAGGACAGUAAGCAGGGAUGCGAGGCCGAGGCCAGCUCUGUAAAAAGUGAACUGAAAGGAAUGGAGGUCAGUGCAGAUACAGGGCCCAAGUCUAUUUCAGAAAAAGGUUCUGAAGAAGACGAGGAAGAAAAGCUGGAGGAUGAUGAUAAGUCAGAGGAAUCUUCCCAGCCUGAAGCAGGAGCUGUCUCUAGAGGGAAGAAUUUUGAUGAGGAAAGCAAUGCUUCCAUGAGCACCGCUAGGGAUGAAACCCGAGACGGGUUCUACAUGGAGGACGGAGACCCUUCAGUAGCCCAGCUCCUUCAUGAGAGAACAUUUGCCUUCUCAUUUUGGCCUAAGGACCGAGUAAUGAUAAACCGAUUAGACAACAUCUGUGAAGCAGUGCUGAAAGGCAAAUGGCCAGUAAACAGGCGCCAGAUGUUUGAUUUCCAGGGCCUCAUCCCUGGUUACACGCCACCCACCAUGGACAGCCCCCUGCAGAAGAGGAGCUUUGCUGAGCUCUCCAUGGUCGGCCAAGCUAGCAUCAGUGGCAGCGAGGACCUCACGACUUCCCCUCAGUUGUCCAAGGAAGACGCCCUAAAUCUCUCCGUCCCUCGCCAGCGGAGGAGGAGGAGGAGAAAAAUUGAGAUCGAGGCCGAAAGAGCUGCUAAGCGGCGGAACCUCAUGGAGAUGGUUGCCCAGCUGCGGGGGUCUCAGGUGGUCUCAGAAAAUGGACAAGAAAAAGUUGUGGAUUUAUCAAAGGCCUCAAGAGAGGCAGCAAGCUCUACCUCAAAUUUUUCAUCUCUUACUUCAAAGUUUAUCUUGCCUAAUGUCUCGACACCGGUGUCCGAUGCCUUUAAGACUCAAAUGGAGCUGCUCCAGGCAGGCCUGUCACGCACACCCACGAGGCAUCUGCUUAAUGGCUCCCUGGUGGAUGGAGAGCCUCCUGUGAAGAGGAGGCGGGGAAGGAGGAAAAACGUGGAGGGUCUUGAUCUGCUUUUCAUGAGCCACAAACGGACGUCAUUGAGUGCAGAGGAUGCUGAGGUGACCAAAGCUUUCGAAGAAGAUAUAGAGACCCCACCUACAAGAAACAUUCCUUCUCCUGGACAGCUGGACCCAGACACGCGGAUCCCUGUGAUAAAUCUUGAAGACGGGACUAGGCUGGUGGGGGAAGACGCUCCUAAAAAUAAGGACUUAGUUGAAUGGCUGAAGCUGCAUCCUUCUUACACUGUUGAUAUGCCAAGUUACGUACCAAAGAAUGCGGAUGUGCUGUUUUCCUCAUUUCAGAAACCGAAACAGAAACGACAUAGAUGUCGAAACCCUAAUAAAUUGGAUAUAAACACUUUGACAGGAGAAGAAAGGGUGCCUGUUGUCAAUAAACGAAAUGGAAAGAAGAUGGGUGGAGCUAUGGCACCUCCAAUGAAGGACCUGCCCAGGUGGCUGGAAGAGAACCCUGAAUUUGCAGUUGCCCCAGACUGGACUGAGAUAGUGAAGCAGUCUGGUUUCGUUCCUGAGUCGAUGUUUGACCGGCUCCUCACCGGCCCCGUGGUGCGGGGGGAAGGAGCCAGCAGGCGAGGACGGAGGCCCAAGAGCGAGAUCGCCAGGGCGGCGGCGGCGGCGGCGGCGGCAGCCUCCACGUCAGGAAUCAACCCUCUGCUGGUGAACAGCCUGUUUGCUGGGAUGGACCUCACGAGCCUGCAGAACCUGCAGAACCUGCAGUCUCUCCAGCUGGCGGGCCUCAUGGGCUUCCCUCCGGGACUGGCCACGGCGGCCGCGGCCGGAGGCGAUGCGAAGAACCCCGCGGCCGUGCUGCCGCUGAUGCUGCCGGGCAUGGCCGGCCUGCCCAACGUGUUCGGCCUGGGCGGGCUGCUCAACAGCCCCCUGCCCGCCGCGGCCGGCAACGCCACGCCGGCGCCGGGCCAGGGGGAGCCAGAGGACAGCGCCUCCCAGGCCGAGGAGAAGGGCACCGAGAACGAGGACGAGAACAAAGAUUCCGAGAAAAGCACAGAUGCCGUUUCGGCUACUGACUCCGCGAAUGGAUCUGUUGGUGCUGCUACUGCCCCGGCCGGACUGCCCUCCAACCCGCUCGCCUUCAACCCUUUCCUCCUGUCCACCAUGGCGCCAGGCCUCUUCUACCCAUCCAUGUUUCUACCUCCAGGACUGGGGGGAUUGACACUGCCUGGGUUCCCCACGUUAGCAGGACUCCAGAACGCCGUGGGCUCCGGCGAGGAAAAGGCCCCCGACAAGGCCGAGGGGGCCUCCUUCCAGGAGGAGGAGAACCUGGAAGGCAGCGACGCUGAGGAGAACCUGGACAAGACUGCGGAGUCCUCCGUCUUCGAAGACGAAAUAGCACAGGGUGAAGAGCUGGACUCGCUUGACGGGGGGGACGAACUAGAAAACCAUGAAAAUGAUGAAUAACCAGUUCCAGUUCCAGUUAAAGUGUUUAAAACUUUUGACAAGUGGUAGUCCUACUGUUUACACUCACAGUUAAUGUUCAUACCUAGUUUUAUAAGCUGUUCUGUAACAUAGUGUAGCAAAAAAAAAAAGAAAAAAAAAAAGUCCAAGUCAUGUUAUACAGGUGUGUCAAAAGGUAUCUUGGUCAUUAAGUAUUGUGCAGUGCAUUAUUUAUUAUCCCUAGGAGAGAUGAAAUUUGAGAGGUGAUCAUGUCUUUUUAAGGAAACUUACAUAAUGCUCUGCUUUUUUUUUUUUUUUUUCCCUUUUCCUUUUGGUACCAUUGGUAUUAUAAUAAAGAGCGAUUUGUAACUGAGUGGCACUAAUGGAAGGAAGUGCUGCUCAAAGGAAGUAUGAAGUUAUAUAUUUAAUUUUUUAAUUUUAAUUUUUUUUUUUUUUUUUUUUUUUUUUUUUUUUUUUUUUUGCUGUGAAGGUCAAGAUGAAAUUUCCCAUACAUAUCAUACUUGCUCAUUGGUUUCCCUUUUGACUGUAUGGGGGUUCCCACACUUGCGCAUCCACACACAUCCAUCCACUCUGACAAUCUCCACGCUCGUGUGAACGUCUCCGUCCCGAGGCGCAGCAAUAAUAAGGCAGCUGUUGAAUGUGAAGGGUCUCUUUGGAAUUUAACCUACUGGGAGGGUUCUUGCCAGACAGAACUACAGUUCCAUUGUCUCGUGGUCUUGUGAUGCACUGGUAUAAACAGAAUAAAUAGAUGAAUAAAUAAAGAGUGAGAGAAGAGAGAAUCAGGUACCUUUUUUAAAUUAAAGGACUUUGUUACUUUAGCCACAAAGCUAAAACAGCAUUACCUCAGCUCUAAACUAGCCUUGAAGUUUACAGACAUGACUUUGUAAAUGUACUGUUUUUCUUUGUUGUGAUGUCCUUUUAUUUUUUUCUUUGAAAACUGCUAUCAUGUAAGAUAAAAUGUAAAUUACCACCAACUGUAGUAAUGAUGCUUUUAAUAAAAGUGACCCAUGAUACGCA
Messenger RNA from Lutra lutra (Eurasian river otter), 10591 nucleotides. RefSeq names its product chromodomain helicase DNA binding protein 7 (gene CHD7). Gene Ontology annotation, molecular function: ATP binding; protein binding; ATP-dependent chromatin remodeler activity. The coding region runs from base 596 to 9577 and encodes 2993 amino acids. The record is from RefSeq and is a predicted model, not a curated record. The transcript is spliced from 39 exons. NCBI's taxonomy places the organism in Eukaryota, Metazoa, Chordata, Mammalia, Carnivora, Mustelidae.